CCCAAGCCCGUCUCCGUCCUCUUCGUCUGCCUAGGAAACAUCUGCCGUUCGACAAUGGCAGAAGGCGUCUUCCAAUCCCUCGUCGCCUCAUCACCCCCACCUAUCUCCUCGCUAAUCACCCACGUCGACUCGUGCGGCACCGGCGCCUACCACGUCGGCGACAGCCCCGACUCGCGCACCAUGGCGACCCUCAAGUCCCACGGCAUAACGACCUACCGGCACGCGGCGCGCAAGUUCCACCCGAGCGACUUCGAGACGUUCGACUACAUCCUCGCCAUGGACGACAGUAACCUGGAAGACCUGAAAGACCUGAAGAAGAGGGUUGUGGGGAAGAAGGGCAGCGAGGACGGGUCGGGGAGGGUCAUGCUGUUUGGCGAGUUUGGGGGGAAAACUAGGCGAGGCGGACGCGGGGAGGAGGUGCAGGAUCCGUACUAUGGGUCGAAUGACGGGUUUGAGACGGCGUACGAGCAGGCGGUGCGGUUCUCGAGGGUCUUUCUCGAG
Messenger RNA from Didymella exigua CBS 183.55, 501 nucleotides. RefSeq names its product phosphotyrosine protein phosphatases I. The transcript is spliced from 2 exons. The annotation marks the transcript as partial. NCBI's taxonomy places the organism in Eukaryota, Fungi, Ascomycota, Dothideomycetes, Pleosporales, Didymellaceae. The record is from RefSeq and is a predicted model, not a curated record. Gene Ontology annotation, biological process: protein dephosphorylation. Gene Ontology annotation, molecular function: protein tyrosine phosphatase activity.